This is a messenger RNA of Antechinus flavipes (yellow-footed antechinus), 1398 nucleotides long. It is a transcript of the gene SYNJ2BP, whose product is annotated as synaptojanin 2 binding protein. The transcript is spliced from 4 exons. Gene Ontology annotation, molecular function: protein binding. The record is from RefSeq and is a predicted model, not a curated record. The coding region runs from base 140 to 577 and encodes 145 amino acids. NCBI's taxonomy places the organism in Eukaryota, Metazoa, Chordata, Mammalia, Dasyuromorphia, Dasyuridae.
UUCCUGUCCCGGGCGGCUGAUGAAACUGAAAGUGCUGCUCCUGCAGCUGGGGCUCUUUUUUUUAACCUUCAGUCCUGUGAACACUACGGGGGGGCUGAAUCCGGUAGGGGGGUGGAAAAUCCUGGGCCCCGGGUAAAGCAUGAACGGAAGAGUGGAUUAUCUGGUCACGGAAGAAGAGAUCAAUCUUUUCAGGGGACCCUCAGGGCUGGGCUUCAACAUCGUCGGAGGGACAGAUCAGCAAUAUGUGUCCAAUGACACUGGCAUCUACGUCAGCCGAAUCAAAGAGGAUGGGGCAGCGGCCCAGGACGGGCGGCUCCAGGAGGGUGAUAAGAUCCUCUCGGUGAAUGGUCAAGACCUGAAGAAUUUACUGCAUCAGGAUGCUGUGGACCUCUUCCGAAAUGCCGGUUAUGCUGUGUCACUCAAAGUGCAACAUAGGGUCCAAGUGCAGAAUGGGCCCUUGGGUCAUCGAGGGGAAGGGGAACCAAGUGGCAUCCCAGUUGCCAUGAUGCUGGUGCCAUUGUGUGCCGUCGCCAUGGCAGUGGCCUGGGCCAUCAUGAGAUAUCGGCAGCGGCUGUGAUAAAAGUUUGUUUCCCUCCAGUGCACCCUGAUGAAGAUCUCAAUUUCUCCCUCUCUCUGUCUACCCACCUAUCCACUUGUGUACAGAGCCACCACAUGAUUUAAAAAGAACGAAUGGACUGUUCUGUUCUGGACUGAUGUUGGGAGGGGCUUGUCCAACUACUGAGAAGUUUUCAUUGUUCUGAUGAGGGGUGGAGGGAAGUGGGAAAUCGGUUGGCAAGCUAAGGGAGAGUGUUGUGGGCGUGGGCAAGGUGCCUGUUUCACAGGGUAACUAGCGGCUCAGCCUCUGGCUUUGUCUCCUGCCCACCCAGCCCCCCGGGAUGAUACCUUUUCUCUGCCCUGGCCUGUUUCAAGGCCAGUUUGUGUGAGUCGAGAAAGAAGAGAUUUUUCUCUCUAUUGGUUAUACUUGGGAACUCUUUGUGGUCCUCACUUUCUUCCUAACUACAAACCUAGGUGCCUACAUUGAACAAAGGAGAAUGAGGGGGCCAUUUUUACCAAUGAAAAAUGUGAUAGUCAAUGCCUUAUGGAGAAUUAAAGAGAAAAAGCUACGUUGUGAUUUCUAGGUUUCUGAUGCUAGGGCUUGCACUUAAUUGAAGAUUUAAAUACAGUCCUACACAGUGAGAGACCACUAUGGAAGAAGCCUGGGCUGAGAGAGGGAGGAAACUGAAGGAACUAGCAAGAGAUGUCUGAGAAAAAAUAUUUUUUUCCCAUGAUAGCCAUGGAAGAAAGAGAUCUUCCUCCCUUACUCCUCCCCACUCCCAUUGAAAUAGGCACUUUACAAAAUCUUUGCAAAAAUAAAGUCCAAGAUCUUGCAUUUAAAAA